ACCUGCCUACAUUUUGGGCCACGUCAGGAUUCCAGACUAUCCGAGUGAGAUUAGAGUAGUACCUGUACGGCUUUUCCUCAAUUUUUUGAACAAUGGAGGCUAUCUUCGGUCUUCCAUUUACUGUGUUGGAAUGUCCAAAUAUAAAACUCAAAAGGCCUUCAUUUCUGCAUAUGCCAUCCGCCAUGACGGUCUAUGCACUGGUGAUUGUCUCGUACUUUCUUAUCACAGGAGGGAUUAUCUAUGAUGUGAUUGUUGAACCUCCGAGUGUCGGUUCCAUGACCGACGAACAUGGACACCAGAGGCCCGUAGCUUUUUUAGCAUACAGAGUUAACGGACAGUACAUAAUGGAGGGACUGGCCUCCAGUUUCCUCUUCACUAUGGGUGGCCUGGGUUUCAUCAUCCUGGAUCGCUCCAACGCCCCCAACAUCCCGAAGCUGAACCGCUUCCUGCUGCUCUUCAUCGGCUUCGUCAGCGUGCUGCUCAGCUUCUUCAUGGCCCGUGUCUUCAUGAGGAUGAAGCUGCCGGGUUACCUAAUGGGAUAAGGGAGCUGGUGCUUGCUGCCAGGACAUCAGCUGGACCAGGAUGACAACAGGGGACGCAGAUGCUGAACCAAACAGCACUUUGGAGAUCCAGCUGCAUUUUUGUUAUAAAUUAGGAAAUGUGACACAUUGGUAAUAAAUUUCAUCCCUUGUUCUCUUGAUGCAUAAUCUACAGCUUUUUUUUUUUUUUUUAGUAGACAGACCAGAACCUCAGUGUAUUGCAGUUAGAGUACAGUGAUCUGCACUGGGCGGAGUCGUCAUGGAUUUUAUUUCUAAAUCCUGAAGGUCUUCGUCUCUAAACUUCAAAACUGCUCUUGAUGUAAACAGUCAUUGAAUCUGCAGAACUUCUGUCCAACUGUGUUCGAUGAUCCUUUUUCUAAGACCCGAAAUAAACGUUUGUACUUAACAGGG
Messenger RNA from Brienomyrus brachyistius, 950 nucleotides. RefSeq names its product oligosaccharyltransferase complex subunit (gene ostc). The coding region runs from base 93 to 542 and encodes 149 amino acids. Lineage: Eukaryota; Metazoa; Chordata; Actinopteri; Osteoglossiformes; Mormyridae. Gene Ontology annotation, cellular component: oligosaccharyltransferase complex. The record is from RefSeq and is a predicted model, not a curated record. The transcript has 4 exons.